CAUAUUAAGUCAACCAUUAAUUGUGGAUUUUUUUGAAGGGGAAUCAAGUUUGUCUGUUUAUGGUCAUUUCCUAUGGCUUGUGCAAUUGUUUGAUGGAAAUGUUAAAGUGUUGUGUUUAAAAAAUCACCGAAAAGUGAAAGUGAACAAUUCCGGUUUUGGUUCCACUUUGUUUUGUUUACUUCAUUUUUUUGUUUAUUGUUGAUGACUCAGAUUCAAUCAACCCUGCUGAAUCUUAAGAUAACUUAUCUAUUGCGAUUGCAGUUGCGAUUACAGUUCAAUCGUCGCAAUUCAAUUGCAGCGCUUUUUGCGUUUUUGUACAGCUUAUAGUAAUGAAUCUACGUUUUUGAUUAAUAAUUGUCAUGAAACUUGCACUUUUUCAUCUACCUAUAACCCUUUUUUCGUUCUAUUACUUGUUUAUUUGCUUGUUUACAUUUUUAUUUGUUUGUAUUACUUAAAACGCUUACUGUUUAAACCUGAAACCACUAAUCUGUUAGAUUAAACAGCUUAAGUUUAGCUUCCCAAAAACAUCGAGCAACGCCAUUUCCAAUGUUUCUCCAAACCUCAGUCUUUACUUUUUCUUGUUCUGUUAAUGAUCAAACAACGUGAUUUUUAUUUUGUUUCAACACACUGUACAUAAUUAAGUUAUUUUUUUGUCAAAUGCUUCUCAAAAUGGUGAUCAAUGGACGAUAUACUCUUAACUCACCAACUCAAAUGAAAUCAAAGAAUUUCUAUGCAAAGUUUCGAAAAAUUUUGAAGCCUGUUGCUUUCAAACUUGGAAUCGGAUCAUCUGGACCAAUAAUGUCACCUGUUGAAUUGAAACACACAUCUCAAAUUUCGUAUUCAAAUAUACAGACUGCACAAGUACAAUCUCAACCACCACCGCCACCUCUAACUUCAGUUUCAACAAAUAACAAUAACAACCAUGUUCACGCUCUUCAGCCACCGCCUCAACAGCAGUCACAGCCGCAACAACAACAGCAACCACUAACAGUGACAUCACAACAACCACAACAAACACUUCAUCCACAUCACCAUCUAACUCUGAGUAGUCAUCAUCAUCAUCACCACCACCAUCAACACUUACACAAUGAUUAUCAUUCACCACGGACUGGUUCAGUCUACUCAAGUCCAUUUUCAUCUAUCGACUCCGAAACUGAUUCUGGAAAAUUGAUUGUGAACGGUUUGAAUCGUGUGGAAACCUUAACAACUAAGUCAAAUUUAAGCCAAAGUCAAGCAAGUCUUUCCCAUUGCUCGGGUCUUCCUGGAGAUGAUGAUCACUGGUACCUUGAUCCACCUCCGCCACCUUCCUCGGUUCUUAAAAUGCCUUCACUUAACUGGGACUUAUCCAGUUUAACGGCUGCUCGUCGAAGACCUUUAAUGUACAAUUCAAGUGAUUAUUUAAGUCAAACUCCUUCGCCCAAUGAUUCAGUUAUUGUUGAACUUGAAGCACUACUUAGGGAGAAAGAUUCAGAAAUAAGUUACCUUAGAGAAACCUUGGAACGCAAUGAACAGGUUAUCUUCAAAGUUUACGAAGAGAAAGGCCAGAGUUGGGAACGAGAGUUUAAAAAAUUGAAGUCACAAUACGAGUUAAACCUUAAAAACUAUCAGCAAAGAGCAACUCGAGCAGAACAAAUGAUAUCUCUUCAAAAUAAACAGAAUCAAGCUGACCGGGAGUUAAUUGAACAAAAUUAUGAGACAACCCGAAAAAAGGUUGAAUCAUUGGAAACUGAAAAUGUUGGACUUAAAAGUGAAUUGACAAAUCUUAAAGAAAUGGUUGAUGAGCUUAAAUGGACUUUAUGUGAGCGAAAUGGUGAGAUUGCUUUGCUCAAAUCACAAAUCCGUGAUUCUAAAGUAGAUCUCAAUUACCGGUCAACCGAGUUGGUUGGAUUGAGGGCCAAACUGAAAGACACUACUGAAGCUCUGGAAGAAACAAAGUUUAAAAGUAAUUCCCUGGAAAAAGAAUUGGCCUCAUGUCAGGAUAACUGUAAUUCACAGAUUCAGAAUCUAGGUCAACGGUUAUCCGAUUUGGUACGACAGUUGGAGGAGAAGAGUAGACAGUAUGAUACAUUGUUUAAUGAGAAACGUGAAUUACAAGAUCAAGUAUUAACCUUGCAACAACAAUUAACUACUGAACAAACUAAUUUUAAUAAGGAGAGAGAAACCUGGGCUGAUGAGAAGGAUAAAGUUCUCAGAUAUCAACGACAAUUGCAAUCUAAUUACAGGAAGAUGUUAUCAGCUAACAAGAUUCUUGAAGAUCUGGCCAGCAUCCUCAGGACUAAGGAAUUACCAAAAACUGAAGAAUCUUCUUGUUAACUAUUUUGAAUUUUCCAUUUACAUUUUGACUUAUUCUCUUUUCUAAUUGAUUAAUUAACUAUCUUUAUAAUUGAUUUCCAAGAAAACAGAUCAACUAAAAAAUGUGAUCUUUACUUUAUAAGAAACAAAACAAAUCAACUUGUCAAAACUUUUUUUUAUUUCAUCAUUUUUCCAAAUCAUGUAAAAUA
Molecule: messenger RNA, 2501 nt
Organism: Tetranychus urticae (two-spotted spider mite)
Lineage: Eukaryota; Metazoa; Arthropoda; Arachnida; Trombidiformes; Tetranychidae
Product: leucine zipper putative tumor suppressor 1
Source: RefSeq, a predicted model, not a curated record